UUUGACAUUUCAAUUUCAAGUGUGGUUUGGUAAAAAGAAAUUCCAUUUCGGCAUCUGCUCGAAUUUUUCUUUUAAAUUACCCAAAAUCCCAAUAAAUUAUAUUCAAAAUGGACAAAGGCAGUGCUGCUUUACUUAAAAAACUUCAAUCCGAACUUGAAUCCUACCAAACAGGCCAAAAAACAUUCAUGAAAUUAGCCAAACAACGAACAAUUCUCGAAGGUCAAUUAAAUGAAAACAAAUGGGUACUUGAUGAACUCAAUAUUCUUGGACCCGAUAACAAAGUAUACAAAUUGUACGGUCCGGUUCUUGUUAAACAAGAUCUUGAAGAAUCCCGUCAAAAUGUUGGCAAACGUAUUGAAUACAUUUCCAAGGAAUUAAAAUCAUCCAACAAAACUUUAGAGACUAUGGAAAAGGAUAUUGCAAAACAUCGUGAAAAUGUACAGAAGCUACAACAACAAUAUCAAGUUGCUGUUGCAAUGAAAUAAAUGUCGCAUUUUCUAUUUAAUGUAAAACAUGUUCUUUUUUUUCUUUUCACUAUUUUUUCAUUCAAAUGUAUUCAUAAUUUAUUGUUAAGAAUGUUUUUGUGAGUAGCAAAGAAAAAACACUCCUAAUAAACAUCUUUAAUAAAAAGAAA
This is a messenger RNA of Episyrphus balteatus (marmalade hoverfly), 634 nucleotides long. It is a transcript of the gene Pfdn6, whose product is annotated as probable prefoldin subunit 6. NCBI's taxonomy places the organism in Eukaryota, Metazoa, Arthropoda, Insecta, Diptera, Syrphidae. Bases 108 to 485 code for a protein of 125 amino acids. Gene Ontology annotation, molecular function: protein-folding chaperone binding. The record is from RefSeq and is a predicted model, not a curated record. The transcript is spliced from 2 exons. Gene Ontology annotation, biological process: chaperone-mediated protein complex assembly; protein folding. Gene Ontology annotation, cellular component: cytoplasm; prefoldin complex.